Molecule: messenger RNA, 3234 nt
Organism: Thalassophryne amazonica
Lineage: Eukaryota; Metazoa; Chordata; Actinopteri; Batrachoidiformes; Batrachoididae
Gene: gdf5
Product: growth differentiation factor 5
Biological process (GO): SMAD protein signal transduction; BMP signaling pathway
Cellular component (GO): extracellular region
Molecular function (GO): growth factor activity; cytokine activity
Source: RefSeq, a predicted model, not a curated record
UCUUACAUGAUAUGCGGCAGAAUAGAAGCGCGCGGUGUUUAAAGCGGCUCCACUCUUCCUGCGCGCUCCAGCUGCGUUUUCGUGGAUUUCUCUGAGGACGGACCUUUCCAGCACUAUGGUUCUUGGAGAUGAUAAGUGGGAGAAAAGACGUGAUUUCUUUUUUAAUAUCCAGUUAUUUGCCGCACUUUGCACGCGUCUGUUGCCCACUUCAGACGGGAGAAGCGCCUUUUAUUGAUUCCUCCUCCCGCGGAGCGCACAGGAUGUCUGCGCAAAACGGACGGCUGCAUUUUCUCUCCUUCACCUAAAAGGUCACCUCGCUGUGGGCAGAUAGUGAUUGAUUACAAUGACGUCCUGGCCAAAGCUUAAAGGCUUUUAGGAUGAAAGUUGUGAAGUGUCUUGCUCUCCUGCUGAGCUGCUGGACUCUCGUUCACUGCGUCCCGUCUGGUUCGCUCAGCCGGACCAGACCCGCUGAGCUGCACCACCACCGGCUGCGAGAAGCAGGAGCCGGAGGAGGAGGAGAUCAGUCCCACGGGGAGACUGCAGGAAGGCAAACGGUGGCCGCUCCGUGGAAAUCCUCAGCGGCGACUCCAGCCAGGAUCACGCGCAUCCGCGCGGGUCCGCCGUUAAUCAAGGGCGAGUCGACUGUCGUUAAAAGCACGUCUGCCGCGGCGACGUCUGCGUCCUCAUCGCCGGCGCAGAGGGCGCAGCACCUGGACAGAGCGGUGAUCUUAGGGCGCAAAGAGGCUGCGCGCUCCUGGCCCCCCGCCGGGGAUGCACACGUCAAAGCGCACGCUCCUGCGGCUUUUAACGCGCAUGCAGCUGGGAAAGGAGUCGGCGUUGCGUUUGGAGGCGGAGGAGGUGCCCUACCAGGGAGGAAUCCUGGGAAACCUGCUUCCAGAGCGAACGCGGGGGCUCCCCAAAGAGCCGCCGGUGCGCAAAAGCAGCAGCAGCAGCAGCAGCACGCGGCUCCGGUGGAGCAGCGGGGCGCAAACUCCAAAAACCCGAAGGCGAGCGAGCGGGAGGCGCAUCACAAGCAGCCGCUGGUGAUUCCGCACGACUACAUGCUGUCGCUUUACUGGUCUCUCUCCACCGGGGACGUGAACGGCAGCGCGCUGCAGGAAGCGGGUUUGGCCAACACCAUCACAAGCUUCGUGGAUAAAGGUCACGACGAACGAGGGGCCCAGCUGAGGCGGCAGCGGUAUCACUUUAACAUCAGCUCUCUGGAGCGAGAUGGGCUACUGGGGGCCGAGCUACGCAUCCUGAGGAAACGCCCGUCUGACCCUCGCAAGGCCUCAGCAGCGGCAAUGGGAUAUACGACUGACGGAGGGGGAGGCGUCUUUCCGCCAUGUCUGAAGCUGUAUACUUGUGCUUCAGGUAAGCAAAAGGCCGUUCUGCUCCAGACGAGGCCCAUUGAGGAUCUGGUUGGCGGAGGCGGAUUUGGAGGCAAAUGGGAAGUGUUUGACAUAUGGAAAGUCUUCAAGAGUUUUCGAAAUCAGCCAAACCAGCAUUCCCAGCAGCUGUGCUUUGAACUGGAGGCUCUGGAGCACAGAGACGGUCGGUCUAUAGAUCUGCGAACUCUGGGAUUCGCCCGAACUGGGAGAACCAACAAGGAAAAAGCUUUCUUCUUGGCAUUUGGCAAAAGCAAGAAGCGUGAUCUUUUCUACAAUGAGAUCAAGGCACGGUCAGGCCAUGACAACAAAACUGUCUACGAAUAUCUCUUCACUCAGCGACGGAUGCGGCGAGCCCCUGCUACAAGGGGGUCCAAAAAACCUCAGCUGCAGGCGCUUCCCCAACACCAGGCAGCGAAGACGCAGGCGAGACUGAGGUGUAACCGCAGACGGCUCCAUGUGAACUUCAAGGAGAUGGGCUGGGAUGACUGGAUUAUUGCGCCGCAGGAGUACGAGGCCUUCCACUGCGGCGGAGUCUGUGACUUCCCCAUCCGCUCCCACCUCGAGCCAACCAACCACGCCAUCAUACAGACCCUCAUGAAUUCCAUGGACCCGGAAUCUACGCCACCCACAUGCUGCGUCCCGACACAACUCAGCCCGAUCAGCAUCCUUUAUAUUGACUCGUCCAAUAAUGUCGUGUACAAGCAGUACGAGGACAUGGUGGUGGAGUCGUGUGGUUGUAGGUAGCAAAGAAAGGCGCGGGAGGGAAAAGAUCAAAGCUAAAGAUGCACGAUAGAUGCUGAACCUUUUGUGGACAAACUCUAAGGGAUGAAUGUUCAGUGUCGUGCAACAGAGCUCAGUCUUCAAACUCAAGUGGACUAAGAAAGACAGACUGUUUAAGACUAAAUGCAGAAAGAUAAACUCGAAGGUGAUCAUCUUUAACGCCCGCUCAUUAAAACGUCUGUGUAAUGUUGAUGUUGGUGGUGAUGAGCAAGAUCCAUUGUUCUCUCUUCAACCGCAAGAAGCCAAAAAAACAAAAAACAAAAAAAAAAACAGACUGAAGGAUAACAGACACUUUUUAAAAAAUAAAAAAAAAUCAGAUUAACAAAGUCUGCUCUCAUGUUAGUAUUAAAGUGUUGUUGUUUUUAUUAACUGCUUAUUAUAUGUUGCUUUUCCUAUUCAGAAUUGUAUCUAUUUCUAGAAUGGUGUAAAAAAUCUGCAUAUGAUAGAAAUGUUGUACUCAAAGAUGCCCUUUUUCAGCACUUAUUUGCCACAUUGUGCCUUUUCCCAUUCCGAUGGAGGAUGAGGAGUCUUUUGUAUGCCUUAUCCCAGACUGACCUUUUUUUUUUUUUUUUUUUUUUACAAAGCAUGUGAAGAAUUUCUGAUGUAUAAAUACAAGCCAGUGAUGAAGUGCUAAUCUGACCUGCUCCAAAUGUGGGAAAGUUGCGUAAACGUCUCUUCAAUAAAAAAUGUCUAAUUGACUGAACUCCAAAUUCCUAUCAGGGCGAUCCACUGCACUCUCAAUCUCUUCAGACUAAACUAUUGGAGGAAUCUGAAUCAUUUUAAGAUGCUAAGUCACAUUUAACCCAAUAGUGUCUGAUAUGAAACUGUACAUCACCUUAUGUUAUGCCAGGGCCGUCUAAGUGAGGCUGGUCUGCAAUUCUAAAAGGCUAAUUAUAGCUAGUUAGGUUGUACAGUAAGUAAGUAAGUAAGCCCUGUGUGGUUGUCCCCUUAUUCUGCUGUGUUAAGUGGAUGAGAGUCGACAAUUUCCCUUGCACAAGAUGCCAGUCCAGUGAAGGUUACUUCUCCAGAAAAAGCUGGUACCUUCAAGGUGACAAAAAUAAAC